Messenger RNA from Parathielavia appendiculata, 985 nucleotides. Its product is annotated as class I glutamine amidotransferase-like protein. Gene Ontology annotation, cellular component: cytoplasm. Gene Ontology annotation, molecular function: glyoxalase III activity. The coding region runs from base 162 to 935 and encodes 257 amino acids. The record is from RefSeq and is a predicted model, not a curated record. The transcript has 3 exons. NCBI's taxonomy places the organism in Eukaryota, Fungi, Ascomycota, Sordariomycetes, Sordariales, Chaetomiaceae.
AAUCGACACAAGCCAGCAUCCACAAGACAAUUACCAGUCAGAAACACCAUCAACAGUCUCUCAGUUCUUAUAUCAAUCUUGCACCCUCUCGGUCCAGUACUACAACCAUCUCAACCAACACCACGACCACUUCCAUCACAACACCACUCACAACCGAAGCAAUGUCUCCCCCUCGUCGCGCUCUCAUCGCCGUCACCUCGGCCCAGGCCACCCUCUUCCAGGGCAAAGAGACCACCGGCCUCUUCAUCAGCGAAGCCCUACACCCGUUCAAGGUGCUCACCGCCGCUGGCUUCGAGGUCGACCUCGCCUCCGAGACGGGCAGCUACACGCCCGACUGGCUGUCGCAGCAGCCUGACUUUCUCAGCGGCGAGGACCUGACCAUCUGGAACGACACCAACAGCGACUUCCGCAAGAAGCUCGACAACAUGCCGCGCGCCGCCGACGUCGACGGCGCCCGGUACGGCGUCUUCUACGCCUCGGCCGGCCACGCGGCCCUGAUCGAUUACCCGACCGCAACCAACCUGCAGCGGAUCGCGUCCCAGGUCUGGGCCAACGGCGGCGUGGUGUCAUCGGUCUGCCACGGCCCGGCUAUCUUCCAUGGCGUGGUCGACCUUGCGACCAACGAGCCCUUGAUCAAAGGCAAGGCCAUCACCGGCUUCACGACCGAGGCCGAGGUCACCAUGGGUAUUAUGGCCGAGUUGAGGGCGUGGAAUAGCCCCAUGGUGGAGGAGCUUGCUGAGAAGCUGGGAGCAACACAUACAAGCGCGCUCCUGGCAUUUGGGACGACUUCCACGUUGUUGAUGGCCGUCUGGUCAGCGGUCAGAACCCGGCGAGUGCAACUUCGACUGCCCGCGCCGUGGUUGAGGUGUUUGAGACACUCUGAGGAGGAUGGCAUGGUUUUCUUGUCGAGAUUUCCUUUGUCGAGAUGCAUAUAGAUGGAUUAGCAAGACAGUGGUUGGUUUUUCAAUGAAAUGGUCUUCCUAAC